UAACGAGUGCACCUGGAAAGAUGGCGGGAAUUACGGCGCUUUAGAGGUUGUGGUUUUGUUUGUUUGUUUAACUUGCCAUGGUAUUUACAAACUGGUGAGCCAGAACAAAGCUAGGAGACUACUGUGACCACUGUUGUCUAGAUCUUUUGGAUCAUCUGGAUCAGGAGUCCAAACAACAAACCCUGCAAGAAAAAGGAUGGGAGACGUGCUCGAGGAGAUGAGAAAGCAGUGUCUGAGUAGAGGAGCAGCUGGGAUUAAAGGCCUAGCAAGAACCUUCCGCAUCAUGGAUGACGAUGGCAGCAAGUCUCUAAACCUGGAAGAGUUCCAGAAAGGUUUGGAGACCUACGGUUUGUCUGUUGGAAAGGACAAGGUGAAGGAGAUAUUCACGUUGGUGGAUAAGGAUAAAAGUGGCACCAUCGACUUUGAGGAAUUUCUUGAGAAACUAAGGCCCCCUAUGUCUAGUGUCAGAAAGCAGGUGAUAAAACAGGCCUUCCAGAAGCUGGACCGAACCGGUGAUGGCGUUGUAACGGUACAAGACUUACAGGGAGUCUACAACAGCAAGCAUCAUCCCAAGUUCAAAAGCGGCGAGUGGACUGAGGAACAAGUGUUCCGCUCUUUCCUGGACAGCUUCGACUCACCGUACGAGAAAGACGGAAAGGUCACUUUGGACGAGUUUGUGAAUUACUACAGCGGAGUCAGUGCCUCCAUCGACAGUGACGAUUACUUUGUCACCAUGAUGCAAAACGCAUGGAAGCUAUAAUCACAAAAGCUCUCUAAUCUGUUCAUCUUGCUUGAAAUAGUAAUGGAAACAGCAAAUGGUGUUUUUGGUUAAUGCACUUAAAAUUGCAUCUGUGCAAAUGUACUGCAACUCUUUUCCUGUUUCUAACAAACUUAUACCUGCAUUUUGACAAAAAACAAAUACUGAAAAACACUUACUUAAUGAUCCUAAAAUUGUUUCUAUCCAUAUCUCCAAGUGCUGUACAAUAUUUACCAGAUAGAGAUUUACCACUUAUUAUUGAACAACGUUAAAUUGAUGUUCUGUCACCCUCUAGUGGACACACUGAUGCACAUCCAGUUCAGUUAAUUAUUUUGGGGUCAGGUCAACUGGUGAAUUUUUAUGACCCAAUCAAAUUCCCAAAAGUGUGCUGAGCAAUAAAUCAGCACACACUAAGUAACAUUUAAAACUUUAAAUAAAUACACAUUAUUGGUAAAGUUAAAUUGAAAUAUGCAGUGUGCACCCUGCACGAAGGAACCCCAGGUUUUAAUUCAGUCUCCUGCAGUAAUUUUACAAAGCACUUUGAUUUUCAUUGACAAAUCAAAAUAGGUAAAAAGUUAAGAGACCACAUUUGACAUUACACAAAAAAUUUAUUUCAAAGCUUUUCCUUUUUUAAUUUGGAUUUUUUUUUUCUAUUUGUUUUGUAAAGGAGAUUGGAGACAUGUUCUAGUAAAUGAUAAUAUAUUCUUAAAAAUUUACAUGGUUCUGUAUUCACGUUUCUAAAUGCACUCAGUAUUUCACACACAAAAAGAGUCAUCUCCACUGUACUGUCUCCAAUGACAGGGAAAUGGAUAAAAAAAGUUAAUAAAACAAUAAAAAAGGUAACAUGUUACAAACAUUCAGAAUAUGGAAAAUAAACACGGAUAUCUGCAGA
Messenger RNA from Silurus meridionalis, 1649 nucleotides. It is a transcript of the gene capsla, whose product is annotated as calcyphosine-like a. Gene Ontology annotation, molecular function: calcium ion binding. The transcript has 5 exons. The coding region runs from base 197 to 760 and encodes 187 amino acids. Lineage: Eukaryota; Metazoa; Chordata; Actinopteri; Siluriformes; Siluridae. The record is from RefSeq and is a predicted model, not a curated record.